Molecule: messenger RNA, 414 nt
Organism: Aplosporella prunicola CBS 121167
Lineage: Eukaryota; Fungi; Ascomycota; Dothideomycetes; Botryosphaeriales; Aplosporellaceae
Exons: 1
Coding region: 18-359 (113 amino acids)
Source: RefSeq, a predicted model, not a curated record
AGGAAGGUACCUUACGCAUGCAAGCACGCAUCAUCGCAGCCCACCGACCACGACUCACCUACCACCAACCGCGCACCCACCCCACCAAGCCCUCCUUCUCUCCUGCUUCUCCCAUCCUUCCAUCGCGAUCUCAGACGCAGGCACGCACAGCACCCCCAGCUCCCAGCAGGCAGGCAUUGGGCAGCCAGGACAAGAAGAAGGCAGGCGCGCACCCGGGCCUCCCUAACCGCGAGCCUCCCCUCGCACGCAGCAAUCCUCGCAGCGGGGCCCCUGCGCGCUCGUUCGCUUCGCUCAAGCAAACAAGCGCCAUAAGUCCUCAUGGGCCUCCCCGCCUGCGCUCCAUGCUCCCUCUGGGCUGACCCCAUCAUCCGAUCCGAGUCCAACCGGCCGAAAUUCGCCGCGCGUGCACGUCUG